Messenger RNA from Encephalitozoon cuniculi GB-M1, 1737 nucleotides. RefSeq lists its product as uncharacterized. Gene Ontology annotation, molecular function: zinc ion binding; cysteine-type deubiquitinase activity. The transcript has a single exon. The coding region runs from base 1 to 1737 and encodes 578 amino acids. Lineage: Eukaryota; Fungi; Microsporidia; Unikaryonidae. Gene Ontology annotation, biological process: protein deubiquitination. The record is from RefSeq and is marked provisional.
AUGGGAUUACCGAAUCUCUCUAGAUUCAGAGAAAAGUGCUGCUACUGCUACAGAAGCAUUGGGGACGGGAUAUCUGUGUGCGACUGUGGCUUCUCGUUCUGUGAGAAGCACAGAGGUAUUCAUCUUGGGAAGAGUGGAUGCCGUAUUGUAUUUGAUAUCAAGGAGGUCGGCAGCGACCUAGGGAUAGAAAUUAAGAAUGCAAUGCUUGGGGAGGAGGAGGUUGAGGAGUUAAGGAGAAGGAUGGAGAUACUGAUUAAGCCUGGAGAUGAAGAUGAAAGGGUUCUUUCCAGAGACGAGGAGGUAAGGUGCGUUCAUGGAUGUCCUGAAGGGCCGAGCUCGAUAGAGAUGGGGAACAUUGGAGGCCUUAAGUGCAACCUGUGUGAUGUAAAGACGAGGCUCUGGGUCUGUUUCAGUUGCGGGUAUGUCGGCUGUGGGAGGAUGCAGUAUGGCGCGGAAGGAAAUGGACAUGCAAAGUCCCACUACGAGGAAACGCAGCACAAUGUUUUUGUUCUGGUGCCCAGCCUUCUUAAGGAAGACUGUGAGAUAUUUUGCUACCUCUGCGACUCGAAUAUAAGGUCUCGGUACAACUCUGCAGAAAAUAGUGUUACGAUAGACUUUGGAGGUGCCGACGGAAAGACAGAGGAAAGGAGUGUAAGAAAGGUGAUGAGCUGCAGGGGCAUCGCUGAGCCUGAGUUUCUGGAGAAAAAAAGGGCCCCUGAGAGCAAGGGGGAGUCUGUCCCCAGCCCGUAUGUCGGGAUCAUCAAUUCGGGGAAUACCUGCUACAUUUCGUCUGUCAUUCAUAUGGUAGGGUAUGCUGUUUCCAAAGAGGAGUUUGAUCUUGAGCAGCAUUUCGAGAUAUGUUACAUGAAGAAUCCCUUGGAAUGCUUUUUCUGCCAGCUGAUGAGAGUGCUCAGCAAAAUGAAGGAGACUAAGGACAACGAAGGAGUCAACAGGAUAUCGAUUCUGGACCUUAUCAUGCUUAUAUGGAGAGACAUGCCCAUGUUCGGCAAGUUUGCACAGCAGGAUGCCCACGAGUUCCUGCUAUUUCUGCUUGAAAAAAUCCGCGAGGGUGAGCGUUCGUACCUGAUUCCGCCGAUAACGUCUCUCUUUGAGUUUGAGGUUGGGAGAAGGGUUUCGUGCUCGGGGUGCAUGGAUGACUCUACCAGCUAUGAGUCCAUGUUGAUGAUAUGCACCUUCCUGAAGGGAAACAUAAGAAAGUCUGUAGAGAUGUUUUUCCUCCCGGAUGAGUGGAGCUGUGAGUGUGGAGGAAAGAAAAAGGUAAGCCGGUUUAUCACGACGCUGCCGAAGUAUCUAAUAAUUCAGGUUGGAAGAUACUCAUACAACAAUUACAAGGUGGAGAAGAUCAAGGACAAGAUCGAGAUGAGGAGCAUCAAGCUGGGGAGCUUCAUGAGCAAAGACGAGGCAGACAGGUCUCUUGUAAGGAAGCUUGUGGACAGCGGAUACCCGGAAGAAGAUGCAGCGAAGGCCCUGGGCAUCUUUUGGAACGACGAGAGUAAGGCCCGCAGCCUUCUUGAGAACCAUGCCAUGAUGGACAUGAGGACGGACUCAAAGUACAGAGUUGUUGGGUGUAUCAAUCAUUCUGGAGACAAUAUCAAGGCUGGGCACUAUACGUGGUGGGUGUACGACAACGGGAAGUGCUUCAAGAUAGACGACACAACUGUCCUCAAUAGCAAUGUUGAGGUGUUAGAAGAUGGGUAUAUAUUCCUGUUCAAGUAA